CUAAACAGUGUUUUGAUAAGGCAAAGAGAAAGAGGAAGGAGAAUGGUGAGAGCUCCAUGUUGUGAGAAAAUGGGAUUGAAGAAAGGUCCUUGGACCCCCGAAGAAGACCAGAUUCUCGUCAAUUACAUUCAAAUCCACGGCCAUGGCAACUGGCGAGCUCUCCCCAAACAAGCUGGUUUAUUGAGAUGCGGAAAGAGUUGCAGGCUACGUUGGACAAAUUAUUUGAGGCCAGAUAUUAAACGAGGGAAUUUCACCAGGGAAGAAGAAGACACCAUUAUCAACUUACAUGAACUGCUUGGUAACAAAUGGUCGGCGAUUGCGGCGAGGUUACCGGGACGGACGGACAACGAAAUCAAGAACGUAUGGAACACACACUUGAAGAAAAGGCUCAAACACAACAACCAUGGCAAUAACCGACAACAACUCAUUGAUUCACCCAAAGACAUAAAAAAACAACAACCCGUGAAAUUCACUGCCCCCGUGACUGCAGAUAGCCCCCAACAAUCGAUCAGCGACGCAUCGAUAUUAACGACAAGCGACAACAACAGCAACAGCAACAGCCGUAGUACCACUUUCACCAUGAACACCGAAACCAACGAAGUUGGUGUGUCCGAGAUCGACGAGAACUUCUGGUCGGAAGUGUUGUCGGCGGAUAACUCGAGCAUGACCGCCGAUUUCCAAGUUGUUGUUGAUCAGUUUUUCACGAGCUCAUUGGAAGCGGCGAAUGACUACGGUUCCGGUGUUUAUGAUACCGAUUCUAACAUGGAUUUUUGGCAUGAUAUUUUCACCGGAGCGGCGGAUUUACCUGAGUUUUGAGUUUGAUCUCUGUAAUUUACCUUUUCGAUCAAUGUAGCCCUUUAGUUUUC
This is a messenger RNA of Hibiscus syriacus, 866 nucleotides long. RefSeq names its product transcription factor MYB13-like. Bases 43 to 816 code for a protein of 257 amino acids. The record is from RefSeq and is a predicted model, not a curated record. The transcript has 3 exons. Lineage: Eukaryota; Viridiplantae; Streptophyta; Magnoliopsida; Malvales; Malvaceae.